Molecule: messenger RNA, 2677 nt
Organism: Gossypium raimondii (Peruvian cotton)
Lineage: Eukaryota; Viridiplantae; Streptophyta; Magnoliopsida; Malvales; Malvaceae
Product: putative pumilio homolog 8, chloroplastic
Exons: 5
Coding region: 365-2278 (637 amino acids)
Biological process (GO): post-transcriptional regulation of gene expression
Cellular component (GO): cytoplasm
Molecular function (GO): mRNA binding
Source: RefSeq, a predicted model, not a curated record
CAAAGUGUUUUUUUUAUCUUAUUUUAUUUUUAUGUAUCUAUAUAUUUUCACAAUGUAGUGCCUGCUCACCUACUGCAAUGGAGUGAGCUUAAGCCAUAACCAGUCCGUACGCCAUUCCUUUUGUAACCGUCAAUAUACAAAAAGAACCCAAUGUUUUUUUUUUUUUUUGAAAGAGAAAAUCGUUGAAAUAAAGAUAGCCAAAUCAACCAAAAGAACAAUCGUCUACUGAAAAGGAAGCGUUUUUUUUUUUUUUGGUUUGUUUGUCCGGUGAGCUUUCUGUAUCUGUUUCGUGUGAAAAUAUUCUCUCGUAAUAAAAGUUUGAUUCUUUGUUUGUUCCCUUUCUCUUUUGUGUGUGUAUGUGAAGAUGGUUGAAACGGGUGAGAAGAAGGAGAAGAAGAAGAUGAUGAAUCAAGUUUCCCCUUCUCCUUCAAGCUCUUUCUCAAAUGGGUUUUCUUCACAUGAAGAAAGUUCGUCAUUUGAAGACCAACAACAACAACAACUGCCCGAGUUUCAUGAUUAUAGACUCUGGUUGGAUUCUACCUCUUUACCCGAUUUUCAUUUCAGAAAUACGAACGUGAAUGAAGAAAGAUCGGUCGAGGAUGGUCUUGAUUUGUGCGAUAAUCUAUAUCAAAUGCAUAUUAGAAAUGAAGAGAUAGAUAGUGACGGUUCUGCUGAAAUGAGGAGAUCUGAGAGCGACCCAAAUGGUUUUGGCCUUGGUUUGGGUGAUGUUUAUUCUUAUAAUGCUGGAAAAUAUACUUCAUAUGAAGGUUUUAGCAAAGGGUUUCAAUCUUCUCCACUACAAGUUUCAAUGUAUUUUGAUGGUAAUGAUGUCAUGAGGUCCACAUUGCUUGGUUUGCAGGGAGGAAACGAAAAGGGUGAUUCGUUGGGGCCUCAGAACAUUGCUUAUAAUCAUUCCAAUGAUUUGGCUUCAAAAUGGAGUUGGCAUAAUAACCAAAGAAACUAUCAUUUGGAGCAGAGAAUGGAACAGUGCAGGAGUUUUGAUAAUAGGGGUAUUCCAUUACAGAAUACCUAUUAUCCUUUUGUUUUCUCAAAGCAAAGUGGGAUGGAUGGUAAUGGAGGUAGAGGUGUCAUUGAUUCUUUGAGUGAUCCUAGGUUCAUGCACACUAAAAUUCCUCUUGUGGAGGAUCGCAGUGUCAUCAUUCAAGGAAGAGAUUUGAAGUAUGGUAUUCAGAACUUGGGCCACGAUUCAUUCAAGCGUCAUAAGAAAAAAUCUUUCAAAAACCUUCUAGAGAAAAGCUCUAAACUUGAUAAAAAUCAUGGAGAAAAUGUAAGACUAAUGCCAACUCCAUAUUCCCUGGCUGAGUUCCGAGGAUGUAUUAAUUACAUGGCUAAGGACCAGAAUCAUUGUCGCUUCUUGCAAAGGAUAUUUGAUGAAGGAAGCUGUUUAGAUGUUCAAAUAAUAUUCAAUGAAAUUAUUGAUAAUAUUGUGGAACUUAUGAUGGAUCCCUUUGGAAACUACCUUGUGCAAAAGUUGCUGGAUGUAUGUACUGAAGAACAAAGACUGCAGAUUGUUCACAUGGUCACAAAAGAAUCAGGACAGCUAGUGAGGAUUUCCUUAAACACAUAUGGUACUCGUGUAGUACAGAAGUUGAUUGAGACUCUCAAAUCCAGAGAAGAAGUUUCUCUUAUCAAGUCAGCUCUUAAACCUGGAAUUCUUGAUCUUAUCAAGGAUCUCAAUGGAAAUCAUGUUUUGCAGCGCUUCUUGCAAUGCCUUGGUAAUGAAGAUAAUAAGAUUAUUUUUGAUGCUGCUGCACAAUUUUGCGUAGAUAUUGCCACUCAUCGUCAUGGAUGCUGUGUGUUGCAACGCUGCAUUGCUCAUUCAAAUGGGCAACAUCGAUAUAACCUAAUUACCCAAAUUUCCCGAAAUGGACUUCUACUUGCUCAAGAUCCUUUUGGAAACUAUGUUGUUCAGUACAUUAUAGAGCUAAAGGUUCGCUCUGCUGUUGACAACUUACUUUCUCAGUUCAAAGGGCACUAUGUUCACCUCUCAAUGCAGAAAUUUAGCAGUCAUGUUGUCGAAAAAUGCCUCAAGUAUUUUGCAGAAAGCCGGUCGCAAAUCAUCCAUGAGUUGAUCUCUGUCGUACACUUUGAACAAUUAUUGCAAGACCCAUUUGCCAACUAUGUCAUUCAAUCUGCCUUAGCAGUAACUAAGGGUUCCCUUCAUGCUUCUCUAGUUGGAGCUGUCCGUCCCCACAUGAUCUUGCGUACCAGCCCAUAUUGCAAGAGAAUAUUCUCUAGGAACCUCCUGAAAAAGUGAUGGAGUCACUCUGCCGCUGUUGUCGUGCUUCCAAAUUUGCUAGCUGUUCACUACAAAGUAGUCAGUGUCCUUGGGUUACUAGAUAAUAUAAUGUACAUGAAAUUCUGGUGCCUGCUGUCGUGGUGGAAGGCUUUGCAGCAUCAGCGGAUUACCUUUGAGAGUCUUAAGGAUGUAGAAGAAAAUUUUGCUUCUAGUUUGUUCAUUAUGUAGUUUCAACUUGUAUUAUUUUGUUGUCUUUUUUAACCAAACUUGGGAUGUCUGAUAUUUUGUCACGUUUAAGAUUUGACUUUCGGGUAUGCUUAGGAAUAUUGCAAAUCAGAUUUCUAAAUUUCUCUUUGGGUUUUGCAUAUUUUCUUCUCGAAUAUGGAGAUUCUUGAAAAGCAUUAUUGCAUGAUCCUA